Messenger RNA from Aspergillus mulundensis, 1515 nucleotides. RefSeq names its product alpha-N-arabinofuranosidase. Lineage: Eukaryota; Fungi; Ascomycota; Eurotiomycetes; Eurotiales; Aspergillaceae. The transcript is spliced from 6 exons. Gene Ontology annotation, molecular function: alpha-L-arabinofuranosidase activity. The coding region runs from base 1 to 1515 and encodes 504 amino acids. The record is from RefSeq and is a predicted model, not a curated record. Gene Ontology annotation, biological process: polysaccharide catabolic process; L-arabinose metabolic process.
AUGACGACCUUUACAAAGCUCAGCGAGCAGGACGCUCCGGGAAUUUCCAUACACUCGGACCGCCGAAUCUCGAAAAUUAAUCCCAAUAUCUAUGCCGGUUUUGCAGAGCACAUGGGUCGAUGCAUCUACGGGGGCAUUUAUGAUCCUGGUAACCCAUUGUCAGAUGACGACGGGUUCCGGAAGGACGUUCUCGAAGCCCUAAAAGACCUUAAGGUCCCUGUGAUUCGCUACCCUGGUGGUAACUUUACCGCAACCUAUCACUGGACCGAUGGAAUCGGCCCGAGAGAUCAACGCCCCGCAAGGCCGGAACUUGCUUGGCUGGGUACAGAGACCAACCAGUUCGGAACUGAUGAGUUCUUAAAAUGGUGUGAGGUCCUUGGCACCGAGCCCUAUCUUUGCCUGAACAUGGGCACUGGUACCCUUGACGAAGCAUUGGGAUGGGUUGACUACUGUAAUGGUACUCGUGACACUUACUACGCCAACCUCCGACGCAAGAAUGGACGCGAAGAACCCUACAACGUAAAAUACUGGGCCCUCGGUAACGAAGUCUGGGGACCAUGGCAGGUGGAGCAGUCCACCAAGGAAGAAUACGCCCACAAGGCAUACCAAUGGGCCAAAGCCCUAAAGCUCCUCGACCCCUCAAUCGAGUUAAUCCUCUGCGGAAAAGAAGGCCCAACAUCCUGGGACUACUACACCCUUAAGGAGACCAUGCUCCCCGUCCACUCUCCCCUCUCAACAAGUGCAGUUCCCCUCAUCGACAUGCACAGUAUCCACCUGUACACAGCUUCCUCCUCGCAUCUUCCCAACGUCACCGCCCCUCUAGCGGCCGAGCGCGCUAUCGAAAUCACCUCCUCUCUCAUCGAUCUGGCUCGAGUCGAAAACGGCGUGCCUCCCGAGCAACGCCGCCCAACCAUCUGCUUCGACGAGUGGAACGUCUGGGACCCCAUCCGUGCCGAGGGUAGCAAGGGCGCCGAAGAAUCUUACAAUCUCUCGGAUGCCCUAGCUGUGGGUGUCUGGCUGAACGUGUUUGUCCGCAAGAGCAAGGACGUCGGUAUGGCGUGCAUCGCGCAGAGCGUGAAUGUUAUUUCCCCGCUUAUGACUACCAAGGAGGGCAUCAUCAAGCAGACGACCUGGUGGCCGCUAUACUUGUUCUCGAACUACAUGCGUGGCUGGACGAUUAGUGCACAUGUUUCGGUUUCUGCGUAUGAGGGAGAGACGCAUCCCAAGUGGGUGCGGGGUGUUAAGGAUACGCCUUGGCUGGAUGUUAGUGCGACGCUGGGCGAGGACGGGUAUGUUAAUGUUGUUGUAAUCAAUAUCCAUGAGGAGAAGGGCAUCGAGGCCAAGCUUGAUGGUCCUACUGGUGAAGUUGCCGUGUUUACGGUUACGGGCGAGAGUCCCGCUGUGACGAACAUGAAGGGCAAGGAGGAGGUUGGUAUUGUUGAGAGCAAGUGGGAUGCGCAGGGCUCAUAUGUCUUCCCCAAGCACUCUCUGACUCUGCUGAGAUGGAAGGCUUGA